Molecule: messenger RNA, 3990 nt
Organism: Seriola aureovittata
Lineage: Eukaryota; Metazoa; Chordata; Actinopteri; Carangiformes; Carangidae
Gene: rasal3
Product: RAS protein activator like 3
Exons: 19
Coding region: 219-3722 (1167 amino acids)
Biological process (GO): regulation of GTPase activity
Source: RefSeq, a predicted model, not a curated record
GUUUUGCAAGACAGGAAACUAGAGAAGCAGCGAGGCAGAGCCAGAGCAGGCACAGACGACUCCUGUCAUCCUGAGGACGGGCAACAAUCUCCAAGAUAGUGGUAAAUCAGAAGGGGAACACGCAAGCUUUCCUGCGAAGGUAUUAUAGGUAUAAGGUUUGUUUGAUGCAUCCUUGAGAGACAAGAGGCAAAACUUGAGUCACACCCGAAAAAUCUGAAAUGGGCACUGAGGAGAUAGAUUCAGAGCCCCCAGCUCAACAAGCACCGAAGGAGCAGCGAUCACCAGAGAAGGAGAAGGAAUCUUCUGUGGAGCCACCUCCAGGACAAACAUCUGAGACCACCGACCCCCUCAAUACGUACAAGUGGCAUACCGGCUCCAAGGGAACGCUCAAUGAGGUGAAAGAAGAAGGAGGAUCAGCAGCUUCCUCCGCAUCUACAAUCAAUAAGAUCCAGAAGGCCUCCACUCACAAAUGGAACAAGAUGCAUAACUGGCGCAAAGCCCUGAGUGAGGAGACCGCAGAUAAAAAUCCAGGGAAAGGUGGAGAGGGAGCCAAACUGGAUAAAGGCACCGGUGGAGCCAGGAAGAACCCUUUCAGAAGGGCCCUGUCCGAGCCUCCGGGGUCACUGUUCGCAACCUCGACCUCUGCCUCCAGUGCAGCCGGCUCAGCGAAUGCAGCUUCAUCCUCAGCUGCUGAAGAAGCCUCAGGGGUCUCCUCCACAGACCCCUCACAGAGAGGAGGGGGAGGGGCGCUCCUAAAAAAGUACAUGAGGGUCGUUUCCCAGAAGUUCAAGAGGCCCAAGCUGCAGAGUCGGAGCAGCACCCCGACAUUACUGUCAGAUGUGGGAGAGGCUGAAGUGGCAUCAGCUGUACCCACUGAACUGCCCCGACUGCAAUGGGCCCCGCCUCAGGAGGUCCCCUUAUGGGACAUCAGCAACUGUAUGCUUGAAGAUGGACAAAUCCUCAUAUCCCCAGAGGAAGAGCCAAUGACGUGGACCCGAAACCGUGUCAGCAGCUGCCUGUCCAAUCUCAGCCUGCAGAACCUUGUAGAUAUCGACACAGAAUGUAGCCCCGACCAUGUGGGCCUGCAAGGUGGCCAACGACCAAAGAACCAAGAUGGUGGUGUGAGGGGACUGAUCAGGCGACGUCUGGAGAAGGCCAAGAAUACCACCACCCAAAUACACCCACUAACCAAAGGAAGCAGGCACUAUGGUUCCCGGGAGUCUGUGUCAAUUCCAGUUGGCGCAAUGGGGAGUCUAGAUCUGAGUGCAGACACCAGCACUGUCAUCAGGCCGGUCCACAGCUCCAUUUUGGGGGAGAAGUACUGCUUUGAGGUGAUAAGCUCCGAGAACACCCACUGCUUUGGCUGCUCCUCAGCUGCCGAACGUGACCGUUGGAUUGAGGACUUGAGACGGGCUGCCCAGCCCAAUAAGGAUAACAUUGAGCGUACAGAGAACUCCCUAAGUCUGUGGGUAAAUGAAGCUAAGGAUCUGCCACCCAAGCGGCGUUAUUACUGCGAGGUACACCUGGAUGGGACCCUCUUCGCCCGCACAAGCAGCCGAGCUGUUGGCAAGCAAUCUAACCGCUCCAGCCUGGCAGGGGACAACUCUACUGGGUCUUCAGGAGGCCUGGGAACCAGUGGAGGCGUGGCUGGAGGGUGUCAACUAUUCUGGGGUGAAUUCUUUGAGCUAGACAACCUGCCAUCUGUCUCCCAAAUCACCUUGCACCUCUUCCGUGAAGAGGACCCCAAGAAAAAGCGCUAUUCCAGAGAUGAGGUCAGCCUGCACCCACUAGGCAGCGUGGCUAUACCUUUAGCUGAUAUCCGAGGGAGGACCUACCAGGAGAAGUGGUAUCCAAUCACUCCAUACAAGGCCUCAGGCACAGCGGGGAACAAAGAGCUGCUGGGGCCACAAGCAUCACUCCGCAUCAAGGCCCGUCUUCAGAAUCUGCGGGUGUUGCCCAUGGAGAAAUACAAAGAGUUUGCUGAGUAUGUGACGGUGGAUUAUGUGGAAAUGUGCAGAAAUCUGGAGCCACUUCUGAAUGUCAAGGAGAAGGAAGAGCUGGCAGGAGCUCUGGUCCAUGUACUGCAGAGUAUCGGCAAAGCCAAGGAGUUCCUCAUUGAUUUGGGUGGUGCAGAGGUGGAGCGUCUUGGAGAGAAAGAGGCACUGAUCUUCAGAGAGAACACACUGGCCACUAAAGCCAUAGAUGAAUAUAUGAAGCUCGUUGGUCAGAAGUACCUCAUUGACACACUAGGAAACUUUAUCACCCGUCUGUACGGCUCGGUGGAGAACUGUGAAGUUGAUCCUCGUAAAUGCCCUGCCUCUGACCUGUCAAACAACCAGAAGCACUUGAGGGAAGCCUGUGACGAAGUGGUGCAGAAGAUUAUUGAGAUCCAUGGACCCUUUCCUGAAGAGUUAAACAAGAUUUUCUCCAGCUGGGUGGAGCUGUGUGAGGACCAGGACAGACCAGAGAUUGGCCAGCGUCUCAUCUCCGCUUCCCUCUUCCUUCGCUUCUUAUGUCCUGCUAUCCUAAGUCCUUCUCUCUUUGGUCUGACACAGCCUUAUCCAGAGCCAAACACCCUGCGUACCCUCACCUUAACUGCCAAAGUCAUCCAGAAUUUGGCCAAUUUCACCCUGUUUGGUGAUAAGGAAGAGUACAUGCUCUUUAUGAAUGAAUUUCUGCAGCAGCACUGGGAUGGAAUGAGGGGUUUUCUACAAACAGUGUCCAGUCUAGAUGCCGAAAUCCCAAUGACUUCCUUUGAUGGCUAUGUGGAUCUGCCUCUGCGCUUGGCUGUGCUCCAUGGCCUGCUGGUAGACAUCAUACAUCAGAGGGACCAGAACACCAUUGACAAGCUUCACCCUCUGCCUUCAAUUCUGAACCAGAUUACAGAGUCGCUCGGCCCUGAAGCAACUCGGAUCAGAGUUAGCCAAAUGGGACAAGCCAAGCCAGUGUAUGUUCCUCCAAAAGACUUGAGCAAGUUCAGCCCUCACCAGUCAUCUCUCCAGCAGCUUCCUGUGGAUCCCAAAAGCCUCCGAGAACAGGAGGGCAAAACUCGGAGGAGUAUGAGAGAGAGGAAACCAGUCGCCAGAGCUCAGAGUGUUCCACACAGACGACCCGGUAAUGCAAAACAUACCAUUAAGAGGCAGGCAAGUUCGGAAGCUCUGUCGACACCUGACCCGGAGCAAGAGCUCGAGAGCAACCAGCCACUUAUCUCACCACCAAAAACUAGUGCCAGUAUCAAACGUCCACCUGCGAUAGUUCCCUGGAUCAAAGACAUGCACAACAGAGAGUCAAGUGAGAUGAAGACUGAGAACGCAGAGUUCAACUUACUGGAUAGGCACGCUCAAGAGCUGUCAGAGCUUCGUCUGGGGAUAGAGCAGGUGACCGAGCGUGAGCUGGACAUGGCAAAGCGCCUGGAGGACUUCAUUAACCAAAGCCAGGACCAGAAUGCAUUGCUGCAGGCUGAGGUGACUGAACUCCGGAAUCUGCUGGCUGUGCGAGAAGAACAGCUUGCCAGUGCCACCUUCAGGCUGGGUGUGAUUGAGGAAGAAAGGGAGGAAGAUGAGAGGAAGCUAAGUGUUGCCAUUGCAGCAGCUGACAGGAUGAACGUACUGGAGGAGCAGUUUGCAGGCCUUAUGAAGGACCUUCACCAGCUCAGUGAGGCCUACAGCAGUGGCCAAAACAACAUACAGCAUCCUGAAAAGCCACACAUCAACAGCAACUGAACCCUGAUAGCUUCACCUUCACAGUUUUGUAUAAAUACAUAUAUAAUGUUCAUGUAGAAACCACUGCCUGAAGUUACAAUUUUGGUUUCCUAAUGAGAUGUAAGUUUAUUUUAAGAACAUAUUCCAAAUAGAUGUGAGUGGGCAAACUCCGGCUUAGGUAAACAUGAAAACUACAGAAUUUGUCUGCAUUUCAGCUUUUAACGUAUCUCCGCUACAGAUGCUUUUCACUUUAAAACCUUUCUGAUAAAUAAAAGAAAUACAACCUGAA